CCCAAACAGAGGAUCAAUAAGUACAUUAGGGUUUUCUCAUUCCAGCAGCUCUUCACUUUGCUCAUCCGCCAAUUCGACUACCUACCUGCCCACAGAAAGCAAAGAGGGAGAAGAAACUCGAAAUGGCGAGGAUUAAGGUUCAUGAGUUGAGGCAGAAGAACAAGACGGAGCUGCUGGCACAGCUGAAGGAUCUGAAGGCGGAGCUAGCGCUGCUGCGGGUGGCGAAGGUGACCGGUGGCGCUCCGAACAAACUUUCCAAGAUCAAGGUGGUUAGGCUGUCCAUUGCCCAGGUGCUGACCGUGAUUUCUCAGAAGCAAAAAGCCGCUCUCAGGGAAGCGUACAAGAACAAGAAGUACUUGCCUCUUGAUCUCCGCCCUAAGAAGACUCGUGCUAUCCGCCGCCGCCUUACGAAGCACCAGGCAUCUCUAAAGACAGAGAAGCAGAAAAAGAAGGAGAUGUAUUUUCCUAUGAGGAAGUAUGCCAUUAAGGUUUAAAUUUACUUGUGCUUGAAGCAAUUUUGGUACUUCAUAUUUUCUGAUCUUGAAGGGCACUGAUACUGUGUCAUGAUGAUUGUAGACUUGCAAUUAGUUAAGCUGUGCCGACUAGACUUGAAAUUCAAGUGCCAUUAUUCCGUUUUACAGACUAUAUCUAUUUUAUAUCAUAUCUCAUGCCAGAAGGAUCAUGGUUGAUCA
Messenger RNA from Sesamum indicum (sesame), 692 nucleotides. RefSeq names its product large ribosomal subunit protein uL29. Gene Ontology annotation, molecular function: mRNA binding; structural constituent of ribosome. Gene Ontology annotation, biological process: maturation of LSU-rRNA from tricistronic rRNA transcript (SSU-rRNA, 5.8S rRNA, LSU-rRNA); translation. Gene Ontology annotation, cellular component: ribosome; cytosolic large ribosomal subunit. The record is from RefSeq and is a predicted model, not a curated record. Lineage: Eukaryota; Viridiplantae; Streptophyta; Magnoliopsida; Lamiales; Pedaliaceae.